Messenger RNA from Capronia epimyces CBS 606.96, 930 nucleotides. RefSeq lists its product as uncharacterized. The record is from RefSeq and is a predicted model, not a curated record. Lineage: Eukaryota; Fungi; Ascomycota; Eurotiomycetes; Chaetothyriales; Herpotrichiellaceae. The transcript has 2 exons. The coding region runs from base 1 to 930 and encodes 309 amino acids.
AUGGCUUCUCUACCAUCACCAGCGAGUUUAUCAGCGGACGCCGUCCAGCAAGCUUUGAAUCUUUAUCCUGCGCUUGUUGAGAAGGCGUAUAGAGGCAAGCUGAAGGAUUCAAAGAAGGUCGCGGACGCGCUUGAGCGUGACCAAUGGCGUUAUGAAGACUUGCCGGCCGCGAUUGCCUCUAUGAAGCCUGGAGGCGAGAAUGAAGCAAAGCAGCCAAGCUCGCAUGCGGAUAUAGUACAUGGAGCACUGACGAAAAAUGCUGUUGAGAGGCUGGUACAAUGGAAAAUCACACAUGGCCAUUCGCGCCCUUUUCUGCCUGCCAUGGUGAGGAAGAAUGAACCUACUGCGGUCCAAACCCAAACGAAACUCGCCUGGGAAAAGCUACAGGCACCAAACACAACUGCACCCCCGUCCACGUCAACCGUGACUGCGGCUCUCGACUUGGUUUGCAAACUCACGGGGAUCGGGCCCGCAACCGGAACUCUCAUUUUGAAUGUCUACGAUCCGGUCAAUAUCCCCUUUUUCCAGGAUGAGAUGUUUGCGUGGUUCUUCCCCGCAACGAAAGGCGACAAGCUCAAGUAUACUCAGAAAGAGUACUUGCAGUUACUUGAGGUAGCUCAGCACGCGCUGAAGAAGUUGGGUCUUAAGGCCGUUGAGCUGGAGAAGAUUUCGUAUGUCCUUGGACACAUGGAGUUGCUCCUGCCAACCGAACGGAAGCCGUUGGAGGAUGCCCUUAUGGGAAUCGAAACGAAACCCCUGAGCGAAGAGGGCAAGCAGGCAGCAGUAUUGGAAGACAAGGAGAUCAGUUCCAUUCAAGCAGAGAAGCGGAUGAGCACGAAGACAGGAUUGAAACGAGCAUCAUCCAAACUCGAGGUUGACAACAGCAGAGAGCCACCACCUCCAAAACGGCGGUCACAGCGCAUCAAGUGA